AAAACAGGUGGCCAAACGCCAAAAAAAACCCCCAAAUAACCUCCAAAAUUCUCUCGAAAUUUGUGUAUUUUUCCAUUUGUCUUUUAUUACUACUUCUCAUUUUUUCAUUCUGUUUAAGCACCUUUCGUCUUCCCCUCCAUAGCUUCCUUCUUCGUUCGCUUUCAGUCUCAAUUCCGCAAAAAAGAUCAUCUUUGUUGCUUUUGCUGUUUCAGAUUUGUGCUCAACUUGAAAUUUAACAGUUUAAUUCAGGCUAUUUUUUGCCUGAAUUAUGAAACCCGCCACUAGUUACGAAGUAUAGUUUUAAGGUUUCAUGGAGCUUGAUUCAGCAAUGGCACUUAAAGAACAGCAGCAAAGACAGAACACCUUUGUCCAGGUUCUUAAUAUAGAGAAGCAGUUACUGGCAUCGAUUCAUACAAAAGGUCUGCUGCAUAAAGAUGUUCAAGAAUUGUACCACCAAGUGAGAGAUGGUUAUGAGAGUGUCAUUCUGAAUGAUCAUGAUGCCAUGGAGCUCCAAGAAGUUGAACACCUUUUGUGGAAGCUUCACUAUAAGCACAUUGAUGAGUUUCGUAGGAGCAUUCGACCAAGACCAUCCAGUGGAGAGGUUAUUAAAGGAGAAGCUCCCCGAGUUGGUGCUGAAACAUCUCGUAACAUUAAUAGACAUGUUGAAGCUUUUAAGUCAUUUCUGUCAGAGGCAGCUGAAUUUUAUCAGAAUCUUAUAAGGAAGUUCAGAGAAAUUUGUGGUCUGCCAGGGGAACUCUUUAUUCAUAAGAAUAGGGCCAGUCUGAAAUCUGUGGAAACUAUGAAAUUGAACAAGUGCCGAUUUACCUGCCAUCGCUUCCUAAUAUGUCUUGGCGAUAUUGCCAGAUAUGGGGAGCUUUUCAAGAAACAGGCUGACUCUAAAUGGUUGGUAGCAUUUACUUGCUAUGUGGAAGCAAGCAGAAUAUGUCCAGCUAGUGGCAAUCCUCAUAAUCAGCUAACUUUAUUGGCAACAUAUGUCAAUGAUUCUUUCCUUGCUUUGUAUCAUUGCACAAGAAGUUUGGCUGUUGAGGAACCAUUUCCUGAUGCCUGGAAUAACCUCAUGCUACUCUUUGAAGAGAGCAAGUCAUUUCAGGUUACCUCACUUUCUAAUGGGGAACAACUUGAUUUCUUGAAACCAUAUGAGAAAAUCUCAUUGCAUUUGGCAUCACAAUCUGCUGAUGAUUCUUCAGAUAACAGUAAUUUGGAAAGUGCAAAUGGACUUUCUGAUACGAGCUCUGCACUUUGGCCACUUUUUGUCAGAUUGACAAGUUUCUUUCUACGGAGAUCCAGUUUGGAGGAAUUCCCGGGUGUUGUUUCUUCCAUUGUCAAACAUAUGGAGGCUUUUGUACAACUAGAUGAUGAGCAACUCAUGUCUGCUCUCAACUCAUAUAAGCUGAUAGAUUCAUCCAGGAGAGGCCCUUUUCGUGCACUUCAACUCGUUUCUGUAUUUAUCUUCAUCUUACAUACCCUAUCUAGAGAACCUCAAUGGGUGAAGUUGAAUGGAGACCAUCAGGAGCAAGAAUCUUCUCUGACACAGUUGGCCCUUGUUGCUACAUUCAUUUGCAUUGCUCGCCUAGUUGAGAGAUGUGUACAAGGAAAUCAACUUGAAAACUGCCCUCUUUUACCCGCUGUCAUGGUUUUUGUUGAAUGGCUGGAGGGAACACUGGACACAUUAGAAGCACAUGCUACUGAUGAGAAGGUGAUUUGUGCCAUCUCCUAUUUCUUCAGUGUACUCACAGAUCUACUUAACAGACUGGGCAUUAGCGAAGCUGCACUUGCUUCGGAUGAAUCAGCCCUUUGGGAAGAUCAUGAGUUGAGGGGUUUUGAACCUAUCUUGCCUGCUCACAUUUCUCUGAAUUUCACAACUCACUGGGAAUGGACAGAAAAUUUGAAUAGCAAGCGUUCUCAACGCCUCUUUCAGUCAGGAAUGAGAAUUGCAAACCAAUCAAAUUAUAGUCGACCAUGGAUCUCUUUUGAUAGAAAAGGAAUGAAAUUCUACACCAAGGAGCAUCAUGAAGAAAAUCAUAGGAAAGCUCAAGUUGAAGAAAAGAAUUCAUGUGGGGAAAGACAAAAUCAAGGUAGCUCACCUGCUCCUACCGAAGAAGAAGAAAUAAUUCUCUUCAAGCCCAUUAUACGACACAACUCGGCACCACUAUGCAAGUAUAUCAAAAAUGAGGAUCAACUUCGUAUAAGAGAACUGAAGGAGCCAAGCAAAUCUGCUGAUGAAAGCUUGCGUCGAGCGACAUCAAUGUUUCUUGGGCAAAACCAGCCACCAAGUGAUCGAUUAGGUGUUCCCUCUGACACCUCGAGUUUAAGGUAUAGCAAACCACUUAAGCAGCAGGAUGCUCUCCCAACUUUUGCUGCUGGACCUCCCUCCCUUAAUGCCUGGGUAUUUGAUAGAGAAAAUGCUAACUACGAGUUACAGCCAGGGUUCAAGAAUUUCAAUAAACAUGACUUGAGCCCUAUUCAGGAAGUAGCUGUUGAAUCCUUGGCCAGUCUGUUAAUUGAUGACACCAAUGACUCAGCUUCUGAUGCUGUCCGUGUUACAACAAAUACACAAAAUGCUCCUCCUGCCUAUGUUGCUCCAGUGCCUUCGGCCCCUUUGUUGCCUGAUGAUGCCACUUGGUUUAGGGGCAAUUCAUCAGGUUUUGUUGAUUACAACAGCACCGUGGGGAGUAGGGAGGCUGAUGGUAUACUCGGUGCUGCGCCAACCAGUUUAUACCCCAGUGUGUCUGCACCACAUGGACCACUGGAUUUCAGCCCUGUUCUUCCAGGAUUAGUACAUGGAUAUCCUCCGGUCAUGGGAAUGAGCUCCUCCGAAUGGCUUUAUCACUACAGAAAUAGUCACAAACUUGAGCAAGCUAACAAUCAUAUAUGGCCAGUGAAUGUGAAUGGACCAGGACCUCCAUUAAGUUAUCACGCCAGUGAUAUCUCGAGGUUUGAUCUUUUCAAUCAAUGGGGACAGCCUGUAGGUUCUGCUUCAGCAUUCUACAUGGAGAGCCCUCCAUUGCAUCCAGUUUCUCCUCUUGUUUAUGGUGCAGAUGAACGAAGAACUGAUAACCUCCUCAAUUACCCAAGACCAUCACCAUAUAUAUGUGGUGCGGUUACUGACACUAGAGCCGAGCAACCGCCACUUCUGCAAUAUCUCAAGGAGAAAGAAUGGCAACUACACUCUCCUCAAAGAAGUCCAACAUUUCUGGGGAACUGAACUAAUCUGGUGAUUUGAAGUUUGUGUUCUAUGUUCAUGAAGUUGUCUUUGCUUCAUCAUGAUUGAUAGCAUCACGAGGAUGAAAUAUCUGUGCCGGGUUACAAGUACCCAAAUUGAGUGUAUUACACCUGAAAUGUAAAUAUGUGUUUCUACAUUGUACUUGAGAAGUGAUAAAUCAUAUGAGGUUGAGAGUAGCUAUCGGCGAGCCCUCUUUUCAUCUUUCAGUUUUCAUGACGGAUGAAUGCUUGCUCUCCAUUUGUAAAGGUUCCAAGAAUAUGUUACAGGCUUAUAGCUGCAGUUUGCAAAUAUCUUACGGUUCAAAUGGUUCCAUUCCAACGUAGCAUCAUUAAAUUACCUCAUCUUAAUAAUACAACAAACUAGAUAGGAAUUUUAGAAUGAAAAUAAUACUUUAUACGAUUUUAAAGUUAUUCAUUGGGC
This is a messenger RNA of Oldenlandia corymbosa var. corymbosa, 3664 nucleotides long. NCBI's taxonomy places the organism in Eukaryota, Viridiplantae, Streptophyta, Magnoliopsida, Gentianales, Rubiaceae. The record is from the annotation of a GenBank genome assembly.